UACUUGAGCACGCGGCCCGCGCACGUCUCUCGGACCCAGGUAAUUAACGAGAAGACCGCGAAUGGACUGGACGAUGUAUGUAUAUUCGGCCAGUACCCAGUUAGUGUUAUCAAACUCAGUGAUGUGUGUAAUCGCAGCGAGUGCUCAGUGCAGCAGCGGCUCCGGUCGAGUUGCGACAGGAUGAUGCCGAUAGAGCAAUUGUUGGUAAUAGUCAACCGGCAUCUCGGUCUUGACACCUAUACCGACGAACUACAGACUCCAAAGAAAUGGGCAAUAUAUGAAUCCCCAUUAGGAGGGCGUGGACUCGUAGCGACAGAAGAUAUCAAAGCCGGUGAAGUAAUAUUUGUCGAUCAUCCGCUCGUCUACGGCCCACGAUCUGGAGCUAACGUCCAACGAGGCUGCACUGUCUGUAGGAAAAUUGUUAGCGAGACGUUCUUUAAGUGUUCACAGUGUGCCUUGUUAUUAUGUUCAGAAGAGUGUCAAAACAGUGAUGUGCAUUUCAGUGACUGUAAUAUAAUUUCCUGUUGGCCUAACAAAGUGCCGAUUGAGGACGUUGAUGACACACUAUUGUCCCGCGCGCUAACGGCAAUACGAGCAUUGUUAUUAAACGAAGAUCAAAGAAAUCUGCUAACUUCGCUUCAAGCACACGUUUUACCACAGCAUGGAAGCGAAAUUAAAAGUUUAAAGGAAUAUUUUGAUAUACCAUCACAAGUGGAACAAUAUAUGAUUUUUGUUUCAUGCGUACUGGACGCUAAUGCAUUUCAAAUGGCAACUCCUUAUGGGAAAAAGGAGAUGAGUUUACGAGGUUUAUACCCUGUUUCGUCUAUAAUGAAUCACAAUUGUGUAUCAAAUACGAGGCAUACUUUUAACUUCGAUUCGCAGAUGACUGUGAAAGCUGUGAAACCAAUAAGAAACGGUGCUGAAAUAUUCACGUGCUAUUCGGGUAUGCUGUGGGGCACGCCUGCCAGAAGACUUCACCUUUAUAAAACCAAGCAUUUUUUUUGCAAAUGUGAUCGAUGUGCUGAUCCUACCGAACGUGGUACCCUCUUAGCCGCUCUGAAAUGUUUCUCCACUGAAUGUCCAGGAUCUUUGUUACCUCUGCAACCAUUAAAAACUAACACCGCUUGGCGAUGUCUGGACUGCGGCCUCAGAGUGCCAAGUAGUAACAUUUGUGCUGUACAAAGUGCUCUUGGAAGCCUGGUGGGGUCUUUAGACUUCGAAAAUGUUGCUGCAUUGGAAAACUACUUCUUAAAUAGAAUCACAAAAUAUAUUCCAAAAACUAAUCAAAUCGUUGUUGAUCUGCAAUGUAGACUUAUUUGGGUGCUAGGUGAAGCCGAAGGGUUCCGGUGGGAUGAGCUGUCGGAGAGUCGCCUGGAGCUGAAAGAGAGGCUGUGCCGCGGCACGCUGCGCACGGUGGCGGCGCUGGGCGCGGGCGACGCGCACCUGCGCGGCCUGCUGCUGUAUCACCUGCACGCCGCGCUGGCAGAACGCGCACGCCGCUGCCCAGACCUGUAUGAGGAACUGAAGUCAGAAAUUGAGAAUACUAUAGAACAAGCCUAUAACAUUCUCCAGGGCGACCUAUCUGCGCCCCCUGACCUUGAACUCAGGCGGCAGUAUCUUGGACCUGGCUGUGACAAGCCUCAUGAAGAGAGGUUCUUCAUCCUUGACACUACAGACAGAUUUUUACAUUUAAACUAAGUAAAGUGAAAGGCAGUUGCUAACACUUUAUACCUACAGCCAAAAAGAUCUCCUUUUUGGCUGUAUAAAGUGUAAGUACUUGUUAGGUAUCAUUAUUUUUGUCUAUAUAGUAUAAAUUAAGGUAUUGAUUAGAUAUAAGUUAUAGAUUACUUUAAAAAAUUGCG
This is a messenger RNA of Maniola jurtina (meadow brown), 1862 nucleotides long. Its product is annotated as SET domain-containing protein SmydA-8-like. Gene Ontology annotation, molecular function: protein binding. The record is from RefSeq and is a predicted model, not a curated record. The transcript is spliced from 3 exons. NCBI's taxonomy places the organism in Eukaryota, Metazoa, Arthropoda, Insecta, Lepidoptera, Nymphalidae. Bases 181 to 1698 code for a protein of 505 amino acids.